GAUGAAAAAGAAAAUAAUUGGAAAGAUUAACGAGAAAAAUGUAUGUAUUUGGUAAAAAGAAAUAUUCAUUUUGAUUUGUGAGACUCGCGCGUAACUCUUGUUCUCUGCGACCAAAGGUCCGUUCUUCCAGUAGUUUUAUCGUAAGUCCAAGCCGAUCGAUUAUUAUAAAAAUGGCCGAAGACCAUUUAUCGUCAUUAACAAUCGUAGCUGAUUGCUAGAAUAGAUUAAUAAAACAGAGAAAGAGAGAGAGAGAGAGAGAGAGAGGAAACAAAAAAAGAAGCCUUUAACAGAAGAUACAUAGAUCGAUCGUUUAGCGACACAUACAUCAUAUACAAUGAAGCGAUGCGUUCAUAUCCGAUGGUUUUUGUCGGUUAUAAAUAAAAGAGAAUACUCCGUUGGAUUGUACGAGGAAAAUAAGAAUGUUUAUUUUGCCCUGGUGUACGUUUAAAGAAAGUGGAGAUAGGGCCGCAAUUGGUCGGUUGAUCCGAUCAAUUUAAUUUAAAUGUGUAUAUGUAUAGAAAUGCACAUAAAUGAAAUGAUCAUUGUCGGCCAAGGAAUCACUGUAUUGAUCGGAUAUAUAUAUGUUAUAUUUAUUUAUUUUUUAAUAUUCUGUUUUAUCUCAAAUAAGAACCAUUUGACCGACGGUAAUGACAACGAGAUUGAUCGACGAAUUUCUUGAAAGUAAUGAGAAAUAACACGUCGACUGCGUGAUACACCAGAAAUAUGGAUUAUGGAGCAAGCAAGUAGACAAAAUGUACCGCAACCUAACCACGGACAAUCAAAAUGGAACAUGGUGUUUGAUUUGCUUCCAUUACAUAACAUCGUGCCAAACUCAAAAAAGAAAAGAAAAGAUAAAGAAAAAGAAAAAAAAAAGGGAAAUCUUUUUUAUUUGAUAGUAUAAAUAUAUACUAAUUUAUUCAUCUAUACGUUUGUAAAACGUAUGUUAUAUACAUGAUUAAAUCUUUGUUGGCGUUAUGUGUAAUAUCAUCGUUAUCUUUGUCAUCUUCAUAAUCAUUGUCGUUAUCACGAUCAUUAUAAACAUAUAUGCAUCGUCAUCGCGUCAUCGUCAUAAUUAUUUACAUUCACCGAGAGAGAAAGAGAGAGAAAUAGACAGACAGAUGGACGGACGGACAGAUAGAGAGAAAAAGAGAGUAAGAUCAUGUUUAUUAUCGUCGUCGUUGGCGUCGACUUUAGUCGACUUCAUUAUUAUUGCUAUAUUAUUACCGCUAUUACUAAUUUUUAAAACGAAUCAUGCGCUGUAAAAUGUUUGUUAAGUUUUUGACCUUGCUUACGUAUUUUAAGUAUAUUUAAUAUGCCACGUUGUAAUCACGAUGAAAUCUUGUCUAAUGAAACGGAUAAAACUGGAAUAGAAAAAUUGGGAUACUAGUUUGAUAAGUAACCCGAUCACGGCCUCUCCCCUUCUCCUAACCGAAUUCGUGAAAGCAAACGCGGAAUUUGUAUUUAAAUUCGGUUGCCAUUUGGUCAGAGAAUAUUAAAAAAUAAAAAUGUUUGGUCAGCAUCUAUAAUAAGAAAUGACUAUAUAUCAAUAUGUAAAUCUGUCAUUAUUAUAAAUACUGACCAAAUAAAUAAAAACAUUGAACUUCUUCAGGGAGGAAUUUUGAAAAUCUAUAGAAAUAUUACAGUAAGUGAAAUAAAAAUCAAUGAAAUAUACGUGAGACGCACUGAAAAUGUUAAAUAAAUUCGUAUCGUUUGGUAUUAAAAUUGAAAUGUCUUUAGUCCUUAUAUACAUAUGACGGAUAGGAAAGAAUUCGGCGGGAUAUAUUUGAAAUGGGAAGAGUCACGUGAGGGGUGACGUAGUGCGCAGUUCAAGUUGCGCAGUAGGUGAACACGCGAGUAGGCAAGCAAGUAGCAGGCAGCAGGCAUCCCUUCGUGGUUAUGCCUUGGCUGUGUCUUGGCUGAAAACUUGUCGGUCUGCAUUCCAGUGUCGCGGAGGUUGCGCCGGACGCCGAGCCGACGUCGCGGCGAACCAGCCAAGACACGAGUUAGAGAAAGAGGGAAAGAGGCAAAAAGAGAUCCCUACUCGCGUCCCUUCCUAUGUAUUCUUUCUUCCCUUUCUUCCUUCCCCUAUAUAUCUAUUUUCAUUAACAGUGUGCUGCCGAUCGUACUCGAAGUAUCGUCCGGAAGAAAGAUGAAGUGAAACGUUAAAUACCGGCCGCCGCGUUAGUCGUCCGUUCUUCCUAAACGGAGGGGAGUACCAUAAUCUCUUUCUUAACACGAGAGUCGGUGCGUCUAUAGUAUUUAAAAAACAAAGAGAAAAAGUGUGAGAGAAAAAGAGGUGAGAAGGAUUUUACGCGCGAACAAGACACUGAGUACAAUAGGAUUCAAAAGGAAUGCAUCAAGAUGGGAUCCGUCUUCACCCUACGUGGCAUCGUCACCGUUCUUCUCUAUGCCUUGUUAAACCUUGCAAACGGGCAGAGGCCGGACCUUGGCAUGUCCUUCAAUUGGCAUCCAAAACCUUUGGCCGCGCCGUUGGGGGAUGACGUGAAUUUCGAGUGCAGCCUCAGUCUCGCACCGGAAAGAUUUCAAUGGCGGCACAGGCCUCUCGGCUCGGACAAGUGGACGCCCCUAGCAGCACGUACGGUCAACAACGCUGGUGGUGGUGGCGGUGGUGCUGGAACCAGGUCUGCUGUCGUUGUCAGUUUCGAUGAUAAGUCGAAGGCUGGGGACUAUCGCUGCGUAGCUUUUUAUGGCUCCAGUGGAUUGGCGUCCGAUCCAGCACGGCUGACUUUAGCGACCAUGCACGAGUUCUCCGACAAAAGCGACAUCGAAUUACGCGUAGCAGUUGGUAAUACCGUUCCUAUAACAUGUCCAGUGCCUUACUCCGUCCCGGAGGCUAUAGUACAAUUUUACAAAAACGAAAAAUUAGUUCAAGGAGUUGAACUGAUAAACGGUCGGACGAUAGCCAUAGAAAACGCCAAAUUAUCCGACUUGGCGUAUUAUUAUUGUACGGCGAAUAAUUAUAUAACCUCUCAGACCUGGAGGAGCAAUCAUAUGACCAUCUUGAGCGUUCACGCAAACGUGUCUCAGCAAGCGCCGUAUUUCUUGAAACAAUCCCAAACCGAGUACACCGUUUUACGUGGUAAAAACGUUACCAUGGAGUGUUUUGCCGCGGGCUAUCCAGUGCCUCAUGUUACUUGGACCAGACUAGGUGGUACCUUGCCUUCGAGAUCGAUACAAACGAAAGCUGGAUUAACGAUAAUUAACGUCCAACCUUCCGAUCGCGGGGAAUACGAUUGUGCCUGGAGUAAUGGCGUAUCGAGUCAACCACUCAAAUCUGUGAUCAUUUUGAAAGUUGCCGAGGAACCGAAAAUCCUCAAAUCACCCAAGGCUUUGACCUUUUCCGAGGGCGGGGAGUUGGAAUUGUCCUGUAGCGUUACAGGUCAGCCCGAACCGAGCAUCGAGUGGUUAAUAAACGGUGAAACUUUGCUGCCUGAUAAUAACUUGGAGAUUCGUGGCUCGACUCUAUUCAUAUCGGAGGUCGAGAAGAAACACGCUGGUAUCGUUCAGUGCGUUGCCAGUAACGAGUACGGUUCCGAUUCCGGCUACAACUUGUUGAGGGUUAAUCCAAAACAGCACGUAAGUGGUGCUGCGGCCACUUCCGAGUCUAGAUCAGAAUACGGUUUUCCCGGAUCUUCCAGGCACAAACAUACCACCAGGGGCGGUGGUAGAAGAAGAAACAAGGAAGUGAAACGUAAAGGCACUGUCGUAUUAGUUCCGCCUAAUCAGCCAAACGUUACCAGACUCUCGGACGUCUCCGUAAUGGUUAGAUGGUCCGUACCCGAGAACAAGGGUCUUCCAAUAGAAUUCUUCAAAGUUCAAUAUCGUCAACUUGGUCCAAGGAUAAAUGGUAAACCGGGCAAGUGGAUGACGGCGAAUACGGAGAUUCCUAAUCACGUGCGUUCCUUCGAAGUUACGGAUUUGCAGCCGGACAAUACCUAUCGAUUUCGAAUCGCUGCCGUUUAUUCGAACAACGACAAUAAAUUGAGCCCGAAUUCGGUGCGUUUUCAUUUAAAUCACAACGGUGGCUUUGAAAGCAAUAGGAUGCCGAUCCCCUUGUUGACAAAUACCGAAGCCUUGAGUUACAACGAAGUGUUGCUCGUUUGGCAAAAUCUUAACAAAUCGGCGAAAAUCGAUGGGUUUUACGUUUAUCAUCGUGCCUCGAGCUCGGCCGGGGAAUACGUUAAGACUACGGUCGAGGGCAAGAAUUCCACGAACAUUACGAUAUCUCAUUUACAACCGGACACCACUUACGAAUUUAAAGUACAAAGCUUCUCCGUAGACGCUGCUUCGGAAUUUUCUCAAAUUCUUCGACAGAAGACGAAAAAAGGUCCGAUAAAAGAAGAAAAAAAAGCAGUCGACGAGCAAGUAGUCGCUGAGAACAAAUUGAAGCCAACGGACAGCAAUCGGAACGACAACACGUACGAGAUUAUUGGUUCCGCUUGCGGUACAUCCGCUCUCUUGGUCAUCAUUGUGCUCUUAGCGCUCUGUUACAAGAGGACCAAGAACAAGCAGAGUCCUCGCGAAUCCUCUCAAACCGAGUGCGGGAAACCAAUAGCAAAUGGAAGAGUUACGAACGGAGGUGUCACCGAUUCGAAAAUUAAUAUAACGUCGAAUCCACUGGCAGGUCUCGACGCUUCCGACGACACGAUCCAACCUAAGAGCGGACAGCAAUCGUCGAUGGAAAUGACCUCCUUUCUAAACGGGCAAAACAACAACGGCAACGGCAACGGCAACGACAGCGGCAGCGGCAGUGGCAACGACAACGGCAAUGAGGACUCCGUUGGAAUCGACGUGGAUGUUUCCCGUAGUAACGAGCCAGCAGCACCCCCGCAUCAAGGAUCACCACCUAACGAGCAACCACUUUGAAUGACAUUGAAACGUAUUCAUUGACGAAUAUCGCUUAGUUAUACACACCGACACUCACGAGUUCACGUUGACUUUAAGAUAAUAGGCAGCUUUUUACGGAUACGUCCGAUUCUUCCAUAACAAAAUUCCGGAUAUCCGUUGUCUUUUUUUUUUUUUUUUUUUUUUAUAUUACGACAAUUAGAAUCGACACGUUAAUUGCUUCAUUUAAAUAAUAUUUUUCAAAUUCUAUUUUCGCGCAUGCACAAAUAUACAAAGUUACUGUAACGUUACGUUUGAAUAUUAAGUGUAUGUAACUUUUGCGACAUGUGAAAAGAAAUUCGAUUCGAAAAAGCUUCAAUGAAAGAUCUCUUCUUCGUGAACGUAUCGCGCUUGUUAAUAUUUCAUUAUAGAAAUCGCGCUAUAUUUGUAAAUAUAUAUAAUUCAAGAUACGUUUUAUCUUCGAACGCCGUCCAACGAGAUAAACGCGCCGUGUUUUACAAACACAUACGCAUAUGCACACAUACACGCACACACCCAGACAGAUACACAUAUAUAUGUAUUUUUUUUA
Molecule: messenger RNA, 5434 nt
Organism: Polistes canadensis
Lineage: Eukaryota; Metazoa; Arthropoda; Insecta; Hymenoptera; Vespidae
Product: interference hedgehog-like
Exons: 7
Coding region: 2362-4887 (841 amino acids)
Biological process (GO): nervous system development; cell-cell adhesion; axon guidance
Cellular component (GO): plasma membrane; axon
Molecular function (GO): protein binding
Source: RefSeq, a predicted model, not a curated record